Molecule: messenger RNA, 1600 nt
Organism: Spirodela intermedia
Lineage: Eukaryota; Viridiplantae; Streptophyta; Magnoliopsida; Alismatales; Araceae
Source: the annotation of a GenBank genome assembly
AUGGAGGAGAAGGAAAAGCUACGGGAGAUCAGCUCUCAGGAGGAAGAGGCAAGAAAGCUCAUGAGAGAGUUGAAGCAGAAGCGCGAGGCGGCGGAGAGGGAGGCGAGAUACGUGAGGGAGUGCGCGGAGAGAGAGGCGGUGCAGAGGAGGGACGCGGAGAACGACGCCGUCCGGGUCGCCGAAGAGAAGCAGCGGCUGGAGCAGCAGCUCCUCCUGGGCUCGGAUUGGCGGUACAGACUCUUCGAGUGGGAGGAGGUGCUCGCCGCCACCUCCUCCCUCUCCGACGAGCGGAGGAUAGGAAGCGGCGCGAACGGGACGGUUUACGUCGGAACCCUCCGCCACAUGAAGGUCGCCGUCAAGGUUCUCCACAGCAACGAAACCCAUCGGACCAAGCAGUUCAAGCAAGAGGUACUAGGAACGAACAUCAUCCGCUUCUUGCUUGCUUGCUAGAUAGGGAGAGAGAGACUGAGAAGCUUGUUUUUCCCCUCACCUUGCAGCUCGAGGUACUCGGCACAAUCCGCCACCCGCACCUGCUGCUGCUGCUCGGCGCUUGCCCGGACCAGGGCUGCCUCGUCUACGAGUACAUGGAGAAGGGCAGCCUGGACGACAGACUCCAGCAGAGAAGGCAGGGGGAGCCCCCUCUCCGGUGGUCGGACCGCUUCAGAAUAGCCUGGGAGGUAGCCUCGGCGCUCGUCUUCCUCCACAACGCGAGGCCGAAGCCGAUCGUUCACCGGGACCUGAAGCCAGCGAAUAUCCUGCUGGAUCGCAACCUCGUGAGCAAGAUCGGCGACGUCGGGCUCUCCACGCUGCUCCCCUGGUCCUCCUCCUCCGGCGGGGCCUCAGUGCCGUGGAAGAAGACCGCCCCGGUCGGGACGCUCUGCUACAUCGAUCCCGAGUACCAGAGGUCCGGCGUGGUCUCGCUCAAGUCGGACGUGUACGCCCUCGGGGUGGUGCUCCUGCAGCUGGUCACGGGGAGGGCCCCCCUCGGGCUGUCCCCCGCCGUGGAGGCGGCAGUCGAGGAGGACCGCCUUGCGGAGGUCCUCGAUCCGUCAGCCGGGAGGUGGCCCCCGGAGGAUACCCGCGAGCUCGUCCUCAUCGCCCUGCAUUGCUCGAAACUGAAGCAGGCGGACAGGCCCGACCUACAGGGGCACGUUCUCCCUGUGCUCCAGAGACUCCUCAAGUCCUCGGUGGUCGACGACGACGCUCGCAACUCCCUCCUCCGCCGAGUCCCGUCUGCCACUCCUCCGAGCCACUUCUUCUGCCCCAUCCUCAAGGUCAGUGAGAGCCGGUUGGUUGGUUGCUUCUUCUUCCGGGGAUCGGAUUUGAUCUGAUCUGAUAGAUCAAGGCUACCUCCUUCCACUUGCGAACCAGCUCACAAGUCGGUCGCUGACUCCCUCCAGCCGUUUGAUUCCCGCAGGAAGUGAUGGAGGACCCCUGCGUGGCCCCCGACGGGUACACCUACGACCGGCGGGCGAUCGAGAUCUGGCUAAGCAUGAAUCAUAAGUCUCCAAUGACCGACGCGCCGCUGCUCAGCAAGACCCUGAUCCCCAACCACGCCAUUCUGUCGGCCAUAAACGAGUGGAAGUCCAGAGACGAGUAG